Carya illinoinensis is the source of this 1138-nucleotide messenger RNA. Its product is annotated as deSI-like protein At4g17486. The transcript is spliced from 4 exons. Gene Ontology annotation, biological process: protein deubiquitination. The record is from RefSeq and is a predicted model, not a curated record. The coding region runs from base 172 to 822 and encodes 216 amino acids. Gene Ontology annotation, molecular function: deubiquitinase activity. Lineage: Eukaryota; Viridiplantae; Streptophyta; Magnoliopsida; Fagales; Juglandaceae.
AUCCAAACAUGUACUUAAGCCAUCUUGUGCUUUCCCACGUUUGCCGGCAAACCGAUCCUUACUCUCUGCCGGAGAACGGAGGUGGAUCUCUGAGGCUCACAUCUCUUUGCCAUGCACUGAGAAGAAAAAACUGGGUUGUUUUGGGUUGAGUUUUAAAAGAAAGUUUUGGAAAUGGGGGCAGAGUGCUCUUCGAGCUCGGCCUCUGAAUAUGAUGGAAACAAAAAUAGCGAGACCCAGGUGGUUCUGAACGUGUACGAUCUCAGCCCUAUUAACAAUUACACUUCUUGGUUCGGUUUCGGAGUCUUUCAUUCCGGUAUUGAAGUCCAUGGGAAGGAGUAUGGAUUUGGAGCUCAUGAACUUUCAGCAAGUGGAGUUUUUGAAGUGGAACCAAGGAGUUGCCCAGGUUUUGUUUACCGAUGUUCCAUCCCAUUGAGCCGCAUAACCAUCGUUCCAUCUGAUUUCCGGAAAUUUCUUGAGAAUGUAGCUUCUGAGUAUCAUGGGGAUACCUAUCACCUCAUUUUCAAGAACUGCAACCAUUUUACAGAUGACAUCUCAUGGAGAUUGACGGGAAAACACAUCCCAGGGUGGGUGAAUCGACUCGCCCGAGUAGGUGCUUUAUGUAGUUGUCUGCUUCCAGAAAGCCUUCAAGUAUCUACUGUUAAACAGCUGCCUGAAUACCAUGACUGUUCAGAAAAUGGUACAGAAUUUCUAUCAACCCCCAUUGCACGUGAGUCAACAGAAAUUGAUGAUCAAGAGAAGAGCCUACUGCCCCCAUUGGCUAUUAGUGGUGACUUGGCAUUUGUUAAAGAGGCGCACCAUUGAAACUGAGCUGCCUCUCUGAACGGAGGAACAGUAUCAUUCUCCUCAACAACACUGUUGUCAUUGCUUGCAUGCAAAACUCAUCAUUUGAUUGGCUGUAAUUUAUUCAUAUUUCCACUUUUCAUCCUCUUAUGUUUAUUUGAUUCGUUCAACUCAUGAAAAAAAUGUUUUUCAUUUGUUUAGAACUGAAAAACAUGAAAUGUUGAAAUUGAUUAUUUGUCGGGGUUCUGCAUGAGGCUUUUUGUAAAGGGUAAAUGAUAUCUCAAUCCGAAUGUUAUGUCGUGUAUUAUGAACUUGGAACUAAAAGAUUGGCGGUCUA